This is a messenger RNA of Penaeus chinensis, 462 nucleotides long. RefSeq names its product general transcriptional corepressor trfA-like. The transcript is spliced from 4 exons. NCBI's taxonomy places the organism in Eukaryota, Metazoa, Arthropoda, Malacostraca, Decapoda, Penaeidae. The coding region runs from base 28 to 462 and encodes 144 amino acids. The record is from RefSeq and is a predicted model, not a curated record.
UCGGGCGGCGGCCAGUGCGCAGCGAGCAUGCCAAAUCCCCGGCAAAGGGGUACCGGCCGGGCCUCUGGACGGAGUGCUUCAACAUGGUCAUCUCGCCCAGCCUCGACUCCUACUGGGCCGACUGCCUCCGCUACAUGUGCUCCAUCGAGAGGCGGUCGCAGUUCAAGACGUCUAAGAACAACGCCUCAAGGUACAACCGGGUUUCCUGAGAGAGAGAGAGAGAGAGAGAGAGAGAGAGAGAGAGAGAGAGAGAGAGAGAGAGAGAGAGAGAGAGAGUAUAGGUAUACCUUCGUUGCGGGAUAUAGGGAAAGGGUGCCACACCCGCGGAAGACCCUCAAGUGGCAUUUUCGAUUAAGCGUUCGCAUGUUCCUCGAUGUCGCCCGUGACGGUUUGGCUCAGGAGAAGAAGAAGAUGCGCGCCAAGAAACCCUAUGAAUUUUGUGAACAGUUGAUUGAUAACUGA